GCCACCGCUCCGCUGUCCCUUCGGCCCCUGGUCCCGCCGGCGCCCCGCACCCGUCGGCGAUGAACAGCGUCAAUGGCACGUCGCGGCCCAGCCUUGGUCUCCCUGUACUUCCCUCCCAAAGCCACGCCCUUGGUAGAAGAGGACGACCUUCCCUGAUAGAAGAGGACGGUUCUUCAGUUGAAGAACUCGACCCUGGCCCAUUUUUCCCCUCUCUGCGGGCGAACAUCGCCAUCAUUGCAGGCGUGAUCGCUGCUGUAGCCAUCGUCCUGAUCUGCCUCCUCAUCGUCAUGCUACGCUACAUGUACAGACACAAGGGGACCUACCACACCAAUGAGGCCAAGGGCACAGAGUUUGCUGAGAGUGCAGAUGCAGCCCUGCAGGACGACCCCUCCCUCCAGGACACAGGUGACAACAGCAGAAAGGAGUACUUCAUCUGAGGAGCACCAGGCCUCGCCUCCCCCAGUGCCUCCUUCAACUCCACGAGAGAAGAUGCACCCCACAACCCCACCUGCUAUCUGUACCACCAGUCGGAUCGUGAGAGUGCCCACCUCAUCCCAAGAUAUGCACCUGGCCUGGGAACACUAGGUGCUAGCCUGGGGAGAGAGAGGGAAGAAGGAACUGAGCCACAGAGGCCUCUCCCAGGCACCCAGGGAUACAGUGGCCACCCAGGAGGCCUGCCUUUGCUCUGCCAGAGGGAGAAAGUCUGGGUUCUCCUGGACAGUGCAGUUUGUUAUCAGCAUGGUGUGAAAGUCCUUGCUGGGCGGGUGGGCCUGAGGGCUGGGGAAGCAAGGAAGUGAGUCAUCUGUAAGCUGACUGGGGAUAAUGGCAUCAAAUGUCAGUCCUUGACAUUUGGGGGGAACAGCAGGUGCCAGAGCUAAAAGGCACCUUUGUCUCCCAUUGAUCCAGCUCUAAAUGAUUGGAAAUAAAUUUGAAAUGUAACCAA
Messenger RNA from Enhydra lutris kenyoni (northern sea otter), 943 nucleotides. RefSeq names its product glycophorin C (Gerbich blood group). The record is from RefSeq and is a predicted model, not a curated record. The transcript has 4 exons. The coding region runs from base 60 to 437 and encodes 125 amino acids. NCBI's taxonomy places the organism in Eukaryota, Metazoa, Chordata, Mammalia, Carnivora, Mustelidae. Gene Ontology annotation, cellular component: cortical cytoskeleton; membrane.